Aphanomyces invadans is the source of this 2170-nucleotide messenger RNA. RefSeq lists its product as hypothetical. The transcript has 5 exons. Bases 27 to 2126 code for a protein of 699 amino acids. NCBI's taxonomy places the organism in Eukaryota, Oomycota, Saprolegniomycetes, Saprolegniales, Verrucalvaceae. The record is from RefSeq and is a predicted model, not a curated record.
GCAAGCCCCUGGUCCAUUCUGCAAGCAUGUCCGUGUCUGCGACGACAGGCGCGGCGGCUGCGCCGCCCCCUCGUGGCUCGACGCCUGGGACGGCCAUCGAAGGUGCAUCGUCGUCUGGUGCGAACGGAGUUGCACAAACGCCUGCGGGGGUCCUCAAGUAUGGCCAAACCCUUCGUUUGCUCGCCAACAGUCAUUACCAUCCCACAUCUGCAGAAGUUGAAAUCGGCAUUGGUGUGUACAAGAAGAAAGGCAAGCACGGGAUUUUGAACGCAGUGCCGCCCCUCGGUGACCAACAGGAGCAUUUGUUCCAAGAAGACGAGUACCGCGUCCUGGAUCCGAGUGGGCAGCACGCGGAGGGGUCGGCAGUUCAGUUUGGACACACCUUGGUCCUUGUGAACCAAGACAACUUGGUAUGGAACAACAAAACCGGCGGUAUCACAGGGUAUGUGGGUCCCCGUCCCCGACAAACCAACGGCGAGAUGUACGUGAGCUUCCAUCCGAACCCAAAGCUUCCCCAGCCCAAGUCGUUGUUCAUUCGGUAUGGCGACGAAGUCGUCAUCGACGUCGAAGACGCCAACCGCCACGUCCGCACGUACAAUAAGCGCCUGACAAACUUCAAGAAGCCCACAUCGUCGAUUCUCGGCGGAUACAUUUGCUGCGACGGCAAAGGCCACGACCUGCUCUGUGCCGUCGUUCCACCACGUCUUCAAAUCAAGAAGGUAUUUGUCCGCGGCAAGACGCUGACAAGCUACCAGUUUGGUCAGCCCAUUGACAUCUCGAGCGACAACGCGACCGUCGAAGUGCAAUUCACCCACGACAAGAAAGUUGUCUUGACAGCAGACAAGUUGAAUGACAUGGCUGUCUCUGGCCGUGUCAAGCAUUACGUGCCGCUCGCGGAUGGAGGCCCCGGUGGCGUUCAGAUGACACUCCAAAUCACGACACCCAGCGCAAGCACGUCAGAUGCCACGUCGAACGCGGCGCCGGCCUCGAGCUCGCUGCUGGAAUCUCUUACGGCCAAGUUGCGUGGUGCUCCCGUGCACCAAGUGUCCAUUCUGGUUGUAAUUUCGUCGGUGAUUUUGGCGUUAUUGAAACGAUCCGGCCUUGUCCAUCAAUGGAUUGCCGUCGGGCUGGCCGCGUGCAUUUGGUUCCCCGCCAUGCUUCUCCUUAUCGCGAGCGAUAAACCCAAGCCCCUGCCUUCGCAACAAAAGCAACAACAGCAGCAGCAGCACCAACAAUCGUUGGCUCAGAACGGGGGCAGGACCCUCACGUUGAUCCAGUACGUGUACCAUGCGGAUGCCCCGUUUCCCGACGGCCACGACCACCAUGAACCGGUUUUACCUCCUGUACCGGAACGCUUUCUUCGUGCUACGAAAGGAGACGAAUCUGCUUCGCUUGUCCGCUGGAAGGACACGCUGCAGUGGCGCAAGGAACAGCACAUGGACGGCAUCUUGUUUGAAGCGAUGCCGUACUUUCGUACGAUCAAGGAGAACUACCCGCACUAUUACCACAAGCGCGGCCUGAACAACGAACCCGUGUAUUACGAAAAGCCGGGUAAAAUCAACCUGAAGAAGCUCCGCGCCGAAGGCAUCACGCUCGACCACCUCUUGCGCAACUCGCAAAUGGUGACCGAGUUUUUGUGGUCGGUCAUGGAGAAGGACGACAACCAAAAGUGCAUUUCUGUCCUGGACGUGGAAGGCAUCGGGUUCUCGGACUUUGGCGGCGAAGUCGUCGAGUACGUUCGUCGGUGCGCGGGAUACACUGGCAAGCACUAUCCCGAACGUUGCGCGUACAUCUUCAUCCUGAACGUUCCUGGGUGGUUCAAUAUGGUGUGGAAGGUGGUCCAGGGAAUGAUUGACGAAGUCACGCGUGAGAAGGUCACGAUCGUCCGAGGAAAGGACAAGAUUUACGAAGCGCUCGCCCACCGCAUCGCGCACGAAAACAUCCCAGUCGAGUUUGGUGGCGGGUCGACAGGCGAGUCGCCAGAGGAAGCCAUUUUAUUUCAGCUGCAGGACUACAACAACAAGGUCGAGGGCGCCACGAACCCGCUGGUGGGCGAUCUCGUCCCGCGCCCGUUUGUGGCCACAGCUGCCGCCCCCGCGGACCAGCCCACGACAAAGGAUGUGUAGUCAGUCUCGGUUGGUGUUGCAAUGCAUGCAAUUUUGUUCCUCGA